CCCGCGCGUACGAAUGGCACGAGACGUCGAACUUACGUGCGUACGUUUCCGAUUGUUUACACUUUGGCAUAUAUAAAGGAGGAAGCACGAAGGUUUGACAAUCUCAGUUCACGAUCUCACGCCACAACGUUCAGAAUACAUAUAUAUAUAUAUAUAGUACUUAAUCCAUAACUGCUAUCAGUAAUUAAAUCCACAUACGAUAUAUACAUAUAUAUACAUGUGAGCAGAGGAUUGAUAAAAAUAAUAAUAAUAGAGUGAAAAUUAAGUGAGUCAUUAGUAAAAAAAAAAAGUGAAGUUAUACAAAAAAGGAAAAAAUGAGUCAAAUGAAUUUUAGUGUUUUUGUUCUGUUGGUCCUGUCAAUUUUGGCGAUUGUUAUGACAGCGCCAAGUAGGACGAGGAGAGCGACACCCUCGUGGCAUAAGCCAUGUGGAAUGCUACAGGAAACGGAAGUCACCUCUGGCAAUGAAGGCGAGGAUUUAAGAAUUAGCCUUGAGAGUAUUAAACUUCAGCAUGUCUUGACUAUGAAUAAUUAUUUGAGUCGAGAUUAUGAUUUUCUUUACGAGAGAGCGAGGCGAGGGGUGCACAGGCAUCAGUAUAUUCCAAAUUGGGUGCCCGGCGAGAAGGACGUUAAUUCAGUUCGGAAAUUGGCGAAAUCCUCUUCACAAAUGAUUGCAAGUCACUUACCGAAGAUGCAUUUGGACCUGCAAAAGUUCGCCGUUGCAUUCGAGGAGUUGAUGGAGGAUGAGAGAAAUCCAAGAAUUUCGGAUGCCCUGAGAGACACUCAUUCUUAUCUCAUAAUGAUGUUGUGCGAAGUAGAGACCAACAUUGUUUUACUGCCGUCUCUGCAGGUGCCACCAAGGGUCGAAAGAAGCAUCAUGUCCACUGAGGAUCGUGACCCCGUUGACGAUACAAGACGACUUGUUCGCGAUUGGGGUAUCCUUUUGAAGUACAGAGAUUAUCUUCACGGUUGGCGGCACGUUUUUGAUUACUAGAAAAAAGAAAAACACAUUUCCACAUAAAUUAAAAUGCCUUUAGUGGUUUUUUACAAAAAUCACCAAGUAUUUCAAAUUGAAAGCAUUUAUAUAUUCUUAGAGGAAUUUAAUAGUUGACACAGUAAUUUUUUUUUUCUAGAACCAAAGA
Molecule: messenger RNA, 1140 nt
Organism: Leptopilina heterotoma
Lineage: Eukaryota; Metazoa; Arthropoda; Insecta; Hymenoptera; Figitidae
Exons: 2
Coding region: 315-992 (225 amino acids)
Source: RefSeq, a predicted model, not a curated record